Molecule: messenger RNA, 567 nt
Organism: Serpula lacrymans var. lacrymans S7.9
Lineage: Eukaryota; Fungi; Basidiomycota; Agaricomycetes; Boletales; Serpulaceae
Exons: 4
Coding region: 61-567 (168 amino acids)
Source: RefSeq, a predicted model, not a curated record
GCUGCCAUUACAAUAAAUCGGUCAGCAACUUACAACUGGGCCGAUCAACUCCUAUCUAUCAUGCAGCUCACACUCUCGAGUGAUGACGUUCGUGAUACAACCAUAACAAACUCACAAGGUCAAGUCAUUCAUAAAACAAAUACUCCUUGGAGUUUGCCUCCGCGCACUACCACCACAUGGACAAUCAGGCCCAAUUCCUCCCUGCUUAACAUGCGUGAUGACUUGGAAAUCCCGUCUAAACUUCGCUUCAAUGGCAACGAAGUUUGGACGGAAUAUUAUAUCCCAGCUAGUGGGUUUAUCGGGCGCAAAUACACAUUUAUAGGCCCAGAUGGACGGAAGUACAAACGGACUUCUGUAAGCAGUGACUCGCUGUUCAUCUUUCCAGCUUUUUCACUUACGCAAAGACGACAGCUCGAACGGGGAGACGGCUCAAAUAUUCCUGUAGCUUGUUUCCACAACGGGAGUUUGGGCAUAUUCGGUGAACAUAUCUUAGACACGGUUGUUUUGACUUUUGUAUAUGUGGAAAAGCUGCGAAAGGAUCAGGAAAGGAGUGCUGACUCAUUCUAA